AGUCCAUGGCCGGGAGAUGAGUAAAACCUCUGAGGAUUGUCUCACUUGUCUCCAGACUGGAAAAUAGAAGAUGAGGACAUCACACAGUAUAGUCCAGGAGAAAACCCGGCUCCCUCCAAUGUCCAUCCGGCACCACCCAGUGUAGAUGGACCAUCAGAUUCCUCGUAUCCUGAGGAACCUCAGACUGUGCGGGACCGGGCCGGCCUUCCAACAGGGAAGAGCUUCUCCUGUACUGAGUGCGGGAAGUGUUUUUCAGAUAAAAGUCCCAUCUUUACAAACAUCAGAGAUCUCACACGGGGGAGAAGCCAUAUUCCUGUUCUGAGUGUGGAAAAUGUUUUUCCAUGGAAGUCCGAUCUUUCCAGACAUCAGAGAUCGCACACGGGCAAGAAGCCAUAUCCCUGUCCAGAGUGUGGGAAAUGUUUUUCAGACAAGUCCAGUGUUCACACACAUCAGAGAUCUCACACGGGGGAGAAGCUGUAUUCCUGUCCUGAGUGUGAGAAAUGUUUUCCACGGAAGUCCGAUCUUUACAUACAUCAGAGAUCGCACACGGGCGAGAAGCCAUAUCCCUGUCCAGAGUGUGGGAAAUGUUUUUCACACAAGUCCAGUCUUCAGACACAUCAGAGAUCUCACACAGGGGAGAAGCCGUAUUGCUGUUCUGAGUGUGGGAAAUGUUUUUCACUGAAGUCCCGUCUUUCUAGACAUCAGAAAUCUCAUAUGGGAGAGAAGCCAUAUUCCUGUCCUGAGUGCGGGAAAUGUUUUUCACAGAAGUCACAUCUUUCCACACAUCAGAGAUCUCACACGGGGAAGAAGGCACUUUCCUGUCCUGAGUGA
Staurois parvus is the source of this 831-nucleotide messenger RNA. Lineage: Eukaryota; Metazoa; Chordata; Amphibia; Anura; Ranidae. The record is from the annotation of a GenBank genome assembly.